AUGACAUUGAGUUUGACCCCUGAUCUUGGUAAAGAGUUGAACCAAGGGUCGGUGUUUGGAGAAAUACUGAAAUUCAUCCAGCGCAGCCUUGAGGUACCGGACAACCAACCGGCCAACCAACCGGCCAACCGACCAACCGGCCAACCAACCAACCAACCGGCCAACCAACCGGCCAACCAACCAACCAACCAACCGGCCAACCAACCGACCAACUGGCCAACCAACCAACCAACCGGCCAACCAACCAACCGGCCAACCAACCAACCGGCCAACCAACCGGCCAACCAACCACCCAGCCAACCAACCAACCGGCCAACCAACCAACCAACCAACCGGCCAACCAACCAACCGGCCAACCAACCAACCGGCCAACCAACCAACCGGCCAACCAACCGACCAACUGGCCAACCAACCAACCGGCCAACCAACCAACCGGCCAACCAACCACCCAGCCAACCAACCAACCGGCCAACCAACCAACCAACCAACCGGCCAACCAACCAACCGGCCAACCAACCAACCGGCCAACCAACCGGCCAACCAACCAACCGGCCAACCAACCAACCGGCCAACCAACCAACCAACCAACCGGCCAACCAACCGGCCAACCAACCAACUAGCCAACCAACCGCCAACCAACCGGCCAACCAACCAACCACCCGGCCAACCAACCAACCGGCCAACCAACCAACCGGCCAACCAACCAACCGGCCAACCAACCAACCGGCCAACCAACCAACCAACCGGCCAACCAACCAACCGGCCAACCAACCAACCAACCGGCCAACCAACUGGCCAACCAACCAACCGGCCAACCAACCAACCACCCGGCCAACCAACCAACCGGCCAAUCACAGCAAUUAUCGAUCACUGUCCUCCAUUGGACCCGGACAUUGGGUCUUGUUCCUGGCCGUGGGCCUUCUCAUCCUUGACAUCUUUCUUCUAAUAGUUCUCCAGUUACGUCUCCAGCAGAGAAGAGACCGUCAGCGCCUGGUGGAUCAUGGCUUCCUGCAUUCCCUCAAGAGUCCGUCUGCCUUCCAAGAACAGAAAAAGAACCUGGAAAAAGCCAAGGGUGAGGAUUAUCUAAAGCACAAGGUCAGGAGCCGACCGGAAAAGUCUGAUCUGACAAACAUGCAUCUUCUACAAGAUUCGUCUAGUGAGGGAUCGGCACAAACUUCCCAGAUUAAAUUAAAAAGGGCUCGCCUUGCAGAUGACCUGAAUGAAAGGAUUGCCCUCAGGCCGGGUCCUCUGGAACUGGUGGAAAAGAACAUCAUUCCUCUUGAAUCUACUGUGAAAGAAGCCAUAAAAGGCAACGCAGCGAGUUUCUCCAAGCCGGUGGACGCCUUUGCCUUUGAAGAAGACAGCAGUGAUGAAGGUUUGUCCCCCGACCAAGAGAGAAGCGAUGAGACGCCGGGAAACCCAUCUCCACACGAGACCAAAACCCAAGACACCUCCCCCGACUCCGCCCCAACACAGAAUCCCACAAAGGAGAAUGAAAAAGACUCACAGGAUGUGGGCGACCCCCAAAGUCACCACCCUUGUCCGCUGCACCCCGACAACCACCUGUCGCCGACGGGAGCACCAAACUCUGCGGCUGCCAAGCAGAACAAACCUUCCGCAGACUCCAAAAACCGUCACAAAAAGCCCAAAGACAUCAAACCGAAGGUGAAAAAACUGAAGUACCACCAGUACAUUCCUCCCGACCAGAAGGCCGAGAAAUCUCCGCCUCCCAUGGACUCCGCCUACGCCCGGCUCCUCCAACAGCAGCAACUCUUCCUUCAGCUGCAGAUCCUCAGCCAACAGCAACAGCAGCACUUCAGCUACCAGGGAAUGCACCACUCACAUCUCAAGCAACAAAAUGAACAAAUGCACCGGAAUGCCAACACACCGACAGUCGGCAGUCCUUCGUUGUCUCCAGUGAAGACUUUCUCUGGCCAGUCUAACAUGUCUUCCAUGAAGCCCGGACUUCUCCCGUCCAACCUGGACGACCUAAAAGUGUCGGAGUUGAGGCAGCAGCUUAGAAUACGUGGAUUGCCCGUUUCUGGUACAAAGACCUCCCUGAUGGAACGUCUGAGGCCCUUCCAGGAAUGCGGCGGGAACGCCGUUCCAUCGUUUGGCGAGAUCACCACGGUCACCUUCCCAGUUGCCCCAAACAACUCUCUGUCUGGUUACCAGACGCACCCGUCCGCCGGGGUUAUCUCAAAUGGAUUCUAUCAGUUCGGUAGCACCAGCUCCACCCCCCCAAUCUCCCCGGCCUCCUCCGAUCUUUCUGUAAACGGCUCUUUACCCGAUACCUUCAGUGACGGGCCAAUGUCUUCUCCUCAGUUCGGUCUCCACCCCUCCCCCAUCCACCUAAGUGCUGAGGAAAGUCUUCUGAGCAGCAUCAACAGCAGCAGCUACCAAGCAGAACUGGAAGGCAUGGAUGCUGAGAAAGACAAAAUGUUGGUGGAGAAGCAGAAGGUCAUCAAUGAGUUGACCUGGAAACUCCAACAAGAGCAGAGACAGGUGGAGGAGCUGAGACUUCAGCUCCAGAAGAGGAAAGGAGGCUGCGGGCCUCUAGAGAAGGCGCUUCCAUCUCAACACUUUUUUGGAGUGCAGAUCAAACAGGAAAACGUGUCGAGUUGUCCCUUCGCCUCGAAGCAAAUGACCAUGAAAAACCCGACCAACAAUUCGAUCGAGAAGCUGGGAUCGUGUGCAACGCAACCAAUGCCGUGCCUAAUGAACAACCAUUGUAUGGAGGCCUCCAACCCCAACUCCAUGUCUUCCACUUUCCUAAGUCCUCAGUGUUCUCCACAACAUUCCCCACUAGGAACUACCAACAGUCCCCAGCACAUCAGCCUUCCCCCAUCCCCCAACAACCAUUGCCACUACCUACUGCCCGUGUCCCCGAAUUCCCAAGGCGACACCUCAAGUCUCUCUCCACAACGCAUCAAUACUCAGAUAUGCACUGGACAGAACGCUGGAAGCGCCGCUUGCUUCUCUCCCAACCAGACCAGUUUACAGCCGCCUUACGCUGACCAAUCGGAAAGCAAGCAGGGCAACAAAGAUGGCGUCUCACCAAAGAGCCCGACAGUGUUAGGAAAGGCCGGGCAGAAGCUCUCUGUACCUUGUACCACUUUCUCCAACUCGCAGACAUCGGAUUCCAAGCAGCUUCCCUCCUAUGAGGACGCGGUAAGACAGCAAGUCACAAGAAGCCAACAGAUAGAUGAACUUCUUGACGUUCUGAUUGAAAGCGGAGAAAUGCCAGCAAAUGCCAAAGACGAGCGGUCAUGUGGGCAGAAGAUGACUCAACUGGGCGUGCCGACAGGAAACACAAAUCUCUCUGCUCCCAAUUCUCACCUCCCUUAUGAUAACUGCCCCAAUAACGACAGCCACCUUGAAGUCUUAUUGAACACCCACAGUCCCAUCGGGAGAGCCGCCGAAAUCCCUCUGCUUAAGAUAGGAAAUGACGAUGUGCACUUUGAACGUGUUCUGGAAGGAUUUUCAGGCAAAGUGACUGAAGAUAUUCUCCCAUCCAGAGAGAUCUUAGAAACUUCUCUGUCUCCUAUGGAGACCCAGAUGUCACCGUCAUCUACGGAAAGCACUGCCCUCCACCACUUAAGCUUUACCGAAUCUCCAUGGGAGACCAUGGAGUGGCUGGACCUAACCCCACCAAGCUCGGCCACAGGUUUGGGAUCCCUUACUACUACCGGUCCCAGCAUUUUCAACACUGAUUUCCUAGAUGUUAACGAUCUCAACUUAAACAAUGCAAUGGACCUGCACUUAGAACAGUGGUGAACUCCGUAAAUCAAUGUUUUAUCGUUAGAGCCAAAGAAAAAAAGCUUCAACGCAACGUGCCAAAGAAUUGGGUUCACCAAAGAUCAGCCAAAGACGUUUCUUUAUAAAGUGUUACAGUUACAAAAAAGCCUUGUGUCUUUGAGGCGGACCAUCCAUCUUCCAGCCAUCUUUGAGGUGGACGGGCCAUCUUCCAGCCAUCUUUGAGGUGGACGGGCCAUCUUCCAGCCAUCUUUGAGGUGGACCGGCCAGCUUCCAGCCAUCUUUGAGGUGGACGGGCCAGCUUCCAGCCAUCUUUGAGGUGGACGGGCCAGCUUCCAGCCAUCUUUGAGGUGGACGGGCCAGCUUCCAGCCAUCUUUGAGGUGGACCGGCCAGCUUCCAGCCAUCUUUGAGGUGGACCGGCCAGCUUCGAGGUGGACCGGCCAUCUUUCAGCCAUCUUUGAGGUAGACCGGCCAUCUUCCAGCUAUCUUUGAGGUGGACCGGCCAUCUUCCAGCCAUCUUUGAGGUAGACCGGCCAUCUUUCAGCCAUCUUUAAGGUGGACCGGCUAUCACAGCUGGACCUCCAAUGACUCAAGUAGGGAAUGGGAUUGUUACAUAUCAGUCUGAUCUACCAGUUCUAGUCCAAAACCACUUUAUUUGGUAUUUUGGACUUCAAACAAAACUGUGAACCAAAAAGCUUCAAACAUUGAAAAGCACAGGUAUCAAUUUUUUAAAUUUUUUUACAUUUUUAAUGCUAAAUUACGAUGGUAGAACUUUAAUUUUAGACCAUGAACAAGAGCAAGAAGAGCUUCGAACAAAACACGUCCGCAAUGGACUUUCAUAGCCGACUUCCUGCCCCUUCGGUGUGGAAAGUUGGGUUCACUCCUACAAAGAACUCAACACCUAGAAUAUGUGAUUCCACACUUAUGGUAUAAAAAAUUCCAGUUUUUGGCGAGAUGCCCAUUUUAUAGUUCAUUUUUUUAAGGUCUUAUCUUUGGUACCAGCGCAACUGAGGGAUUUUUAGCUCUUAAGCCCAUAUAAUGUUAUUUUUUUUAGUCACUGGAAGUGCGAUGUUGUACGGCCUUGAAACUAUUUUUUUUUGUCUGUAUAUUUUUGGGCACAGAAUAUGAUUCAUUUCAAUGCACAAUUGAUUUUUGUUAAAUUCAUCUUCAUAGGAGUUUACUUUUUUUGACGGGGGGCUACAACCUUAUUAUUUUCGCUUAAUUUUAAGCUUAACUCCUAUCAGAAGAUAAAAGAAGAAUGCAAUUUUGUAUUUAUUUAAAAAAAAAAAAAUUCCUAUAAUGUAUUUUUAAAUACAACUUUUUAAAUGCCUGAAUUUGUUGACUCAGUUUGAUGGGGGUUCCAACCUUAUCAUUAUUUUUAUGUUGGCCAUAAGAUUUGAUUUUAAGCUUAAUGCCAAUCGGAAGUAAAACAAAAACACAAUUGAAUAACAUUUUGUAUUUAUUUAAAAAAAAAUCCUAUAAUGUAUUUUUAAAUACAACUGGUUAAAUGCCUGAAUUUGUUGACUUCAUUAUUUUAUUGUUGGUCCUAAGAUUCCAUUUUAGGCUUAACGCCAAUCAAAAAUGGAAUGCAACUUUGU
Messenger RNA from Rana temporaria (common frog), 5355 nucleotides. It is a transcript of the gene MYOCD, whose product is annotated as myocardin. The coding region runs from base 1 to 3777 and encodes 1258 amino acids. Gene Ontology annotation, biological process: cardiac muscle cell differentiation; smooth muscle cell differentiation. NCBI's taxonomy places the organism in Eukaryota, Metazoa, Chordata, Amphibia, Anura, Ranidae. The record is from RefSeq and is a predicted model, not a curated record. The transcript is spliced from 16 exons.